GGAGGAAGUUGGUUCUGUUCUUCUCAUCCUUUCAUUCUUUCAUCGCGCAGCAGUGGUCAAGGUGGACCCUGCGUCAAAAAGAAUCCAUAGUUUAAAUAAACAUCUUCAACUAAAUCCGAAAAUUAAUCAUGUCUGGUAACUGGAAUAAUAGCCGUGGAAACGGUGGUUCCAAAUUUGGAGGAGGCAACAAAUUCGGCGAUAAUUCGUCUCGAUUUGGCAACGGUGGCAAUAGAUUUGGAGGAUCUGGAGGAUUUGGUGGGAAAAAAGAAUUCUCUGGAGGUCAGAACAUGCGUCGCCCAGAUUGGGAUUCUGUUUCACUCCAACCUUUCAACAAAAACUUUUAUGAUCCACAUCCUACAGUUCUCAAAAGAUCACCAUAUGAAGUCGAAGAGUACAGAAAUAAUCACGAGGUAACUGUAAGUGGCGUUGAGGUUCAUAAUCCUAUUCAAUACUUUGAAGAAGCAAAUUUUCCUGAUUAUGUGCAACAAGGUGUGAAGACAAUGGGUUACAAAGAACCGACGCCCAUUCAAGCUCAAGGCUGGCCGAUAGCUAUGUCUGGAAAGAAUUUAGUUGGCGUAGCUCAAACGGGUUCCGGCAAAACGUUGGCCUACAUCUUGCCAGCCAUUGUGCACAUAAACAACCAACCGCCUAUUCGGAGAGGUGAUGGUCCGAUUGCUUUGGUCUUGGCGCCUACCAGAGAGUUAGCACAACAAAUUCAGCAAGUUGCUGCAGAUUUUGGACACACAUCUUAUGUUCGUAACACGUGUGUGUUUGGUGGUGCUCCUAAAAGAGAGCAAGCCCGGGACUUGGAGAGGGGAGUAGAAAUAGUCAUUGCUACUCCAGGUAGAUUAAUUGAUUUCUUGGAAAAGGGCACAACCAACUUACAGCGGUGCACAUAUUUAGUUCUUGAUGAGGCUGAUCGUAUGUUGGAUAUGGGAUUUGAACCACAAAUCAGAAAAAUCAUUGAGCAAAUACGCCCAGACAGACAGACUUUGAUGUGGUCAGCUACUUGGCCCAAAGAAGUGAAGAAACUUGCUGAGGAUUACUUGGGAGAUUACAUUCAGAUCAAUAUAGGAUCAUUACAACUUUCCGCAAAUCACAACAUUCUUCAAAUUGUAGAUAUUUGUCAAGAACAUGAAAAAGAAAACAAAUUAAAUGUAUUAUUGCAAGAAAUUGGACAAAGUCAAGAACCUGGUGCGAAAACAAUAAUUUUUGUUGAAACCAAGAGAAAAGCUGAGAACAUAUCAAGGAACAUAAGGAGAUAUGGCUGGCCAGCUGUUUGCAUGCAUGGCGAUAAAACUCAACAAGAAAGAGAUGAAGUUCUGUAUCAGUUCAAGGAAGGUCGUGCUAGUAUUCUUGUAGCAACUGAUGUUGCAGCUCGAGGGCUUGAUGUUGAUGGUAUCAAAUAUGUAAUAAAUUUUGAUUAUCCAAAUUCGUCGGAGGAUUACAUCCAUCGUAUUGGGAGAACUGGACGUUCAAAAUCAAAAGGAACAUCAUAUGCUUUCUUUACCCCUUCAAAUUCCCGUCAAGCCAAAGAUUUGGUAUCUGUUCUACAAGAAGCUAAUCAGAUUAUUAGCCCACAACUGCAGUCGAUGGCCGACCGUUGCGGUGGUGGUGGCGGCGGGUGGAACAGGAACAGAUUCGGCGGAGGUGGACGAGGUGGUGGCGGCUCUUUUAAACGCGGAAGCAAUUUUGGCAAGAGUAGCCAAAGGGGGGGCGGCAGUGGUUACAAACGAUUUGACGACUAUUAAAUAAGAUUUUUGUUGGCAUUUUUAAGAGGGUGAAUCCUCGUAAUAUAGAUAAAUGUUAUGAUUUGUAGAUCCUGUUUGGAUAUUACAGUUGUGGCUAGUUUAAUUUAUUUAUUGUAAUGUCCACUAGCGACCAAACAUUUUAUAGGUAUCACUAUUUAUAUUAUGUUAAAACUGUGAUAUUUUUUUAUUGUGAUUCUACCCAAGAUUUGCAAUAGUGCAUUCUUACUCUGAAAUUUUCCAAGUAGAAUAAAUGUCGUCAAAUUCAUGUAGAAUUUUAUUAAUAUUUAGAGCGUUAAGCCGUCAUUCCACUCUUGUUACAUUUCAUUGUAUAAUUACAUUGUAUGAAUAAAUAAUUUAAGAAUACUAA
Bombyx mandarina (wild silkworm) is the source of this 2118-nucleotide messenger RNA. RefSeq names its product ATP-dependent RNA helicase Rm62. NCBI's taxonomy places the organism in Eukaryota, Metazoa, Arthropoda, Insecta, Lepidoptera, Bombycidae. Gene Ontology annotation, molecular function: nucleic acid binding; RNA helicase activity; ATP binding. The record is from RefSeq and is a predicted model, not a curated record.